GCACUUAUAGUGAAAAAUUUCAGCAGUCACAGAUAUAUGUGUAUCCGACUGACACGCUUACAAUUUCAAAGAUAUUUGUUCCACACCAAACAAGCACAUUUUUUAAGCCCACCGGUCACAAUCACGAUCCAUUGAGUAACCUUCACCAAAAUGGGUACAUUGGGCAAUCAAUUUAUCCUGUCGCGGGAGCGGCGUCGCUUUGGACGCCAGUGCCUCUUCACCGACCGCAACGAGAUGAUCCUCAGUGUCCAGCCGAGCGGACGGCUGCGCCUCAAGUACAUUCUCCGGAAUCCAAUUGACGAGCGGACUCAGCUCUCUCCACAGUAUGCACUGUCCACAGCAAUCACCCAGAACGUAACCUUGGACAACCACGGAUUAAACCACUAUGAAGGUGGCUGGAACGUCAAGGAGGUGAACGUUAUGGACGAGGAGGCCACGCUGCGCUACCGCAAGAAAGUCGAGCGCGACGACACCUGGGGCAUAGAGGUUAACCAGCUACUUCGCGACGUGAUGACCAUUAGUUCGCAGAACAACUCAAUCAACAUUUAUCAAGAGUUUUUUAUUGAUUUGCCGGAGGAUUUGGGUCGUGGCAUAAAAAUUAAAAUUUCUGCCAAGAUCAUCAGUGUCUUUCACGAUUUGUGGUUUCCGGCCCGGAAACUAAUUGCCUGCGAAUGGAGCACCACAGAACCUUGGUCGUUCAAUCUUACCUUCUGCGAGCCGCGCAGCAUGAAACUCGACUACGUGCCGCCCGAGAACCAGAUGCCUGACUUUGGCAACGACAAUCCCAAUGAGUUCUUCAAAUGGGACUUGGACGAUCCCAUCCGGCCGAUAGCCCACUACCGCUCUUCGCCCACAUAUGGCAUGUUGAAUACGAUGGUGCUUAUAGUCAAGGUCUGCAUGAGGGAGGAAAACUACAUGGUCGGCGGCUUCAAUAGCGGCCAGGUGUGUUACUGGAACUCCGACGAGAAUGGUCCGCCAAAAAAAAUAUGUCCCCUCGAGGCCUCACACCGCGAGGCAACCACCGCCGUCUGCUGGGUUCACUCCAAGUUAAACACCGAGUUCUAUUCGGGUUCGCUCGAUGGUUCUGUAAAGUACUGGGACACUCGGGAUCUAAAGAUGCCUGUUCAUGAGCUUCUUUGCGAGCCAUAUCCUGAAGAUGUGCAAAUCCGAAAGAAUUCACACGGCGUCACCGUGCUGGAGUUUGAGUACACUAUCCCCAUUCGAUACAUCAUUGGCAGCGACAUGGGAUGGGUGUUUGCCUGCAACCGCAAAGGCACCACCGCCUCGGAAACAAUCGCUGCAUGUUACCCGAUGUUCUGUGGUCCUAUUCGCACCAUUAUGCGGAAUCCGUUCUUCGUGAAAAACUUUAUGCUCAUCGGCGACUGGCGGAUGCGUGUCUGGUCGGAGGAAGUAAAGAACGCACCAAGCACUUUCUAUUUCCGGCGGCGCCACCAAAUCAUAAGCGGUGCCUGGAGCACUGGCCGCUGCUCUCUUUUCGUCCUCGGCGAUAUUUGUGGAAACCUCGAGUUCUGGGACCUAAUCAUGUUGCAUAGCAGACCCAUAUUCGCCAUGAAGUUUAAGUAUCCGGUGGUCCAUCUAAUUUUUCGUCCAGAUGGCCACGUCCUCUCCGUGGGCCUUGGCAAUGGGGAUUGUAUAAUGUUGCGGAUGGAGGAGGGCAUGCGCUCAGCCACCGUCAAGGAAAAAUCUCUCAUGAUGGCGAUGUUUGAACGGGAAAUUACACGAUGCAAGCUCUUGGAGGCCCGAGAGGAGGAGAUGAAGUUGAAGAAGCGUCUAACCAUUCUUCAAGAGGAAGAGACCCGCAAAACCCUGGCCAAACUGGAAGCCAAGAAGAAGAAGAUGCAGGCCAAGAAAGAGGCUGCUCCUCAAGUCGAAGACGAAGCCACAUUACUCCUGCGACUCAUUGAGGGCGACGAGGAGUUCAGCAAGGCCAUGAUGGACUUUAACGAGAUUGUGGACAUCGUUACGGCCAAACGGUCCAAGAGGAUCAAUUCAAUGGAACGUACCUUAUUUGAGAGAGAUAUUUAUUAUUAAUAAUAGACUAUAGUUUACAUUUUUGGCAAGCAUUUUCGCACGGAUAUGUCUACAUUGUAUCUUGAAUAUGCAUUUAAAUAUA
This is a messenger RNA of Drosophila bipectinata, 2134 nucleotides long. RefSeq names its product dynein axonemal intermediate chain 2. NCBI's taxonomy places the organism in Eukaryota, Metazoa, Arthropoda, Insecta, Diptera, Drosophilidae. Gene Ontology annotation, molecular function: dynein heavy chain binding; dynein light chain binding. Gene Ontology annotation, cellular component: outer dynein arm. The record is from RefSeq and is a predicted model, not a curated record. Gene Ontology annotation, biological process: outer dynein arm assembly; cilium movement.